Molecule: messenger RNA, 1288 nt
Organism: Saccostrea echinata
Lineage: Eukaryota; Metazoa; Mollusca; Bivalvia; Ostreida; Ostreidae
Exons: 4
Coding region: 47-1288 (413 amino acids)
Source: RefSeq, a predicted model, not a curated record
CUAUUUAGAAUUUAGUUGCUAACAUUUAGUAUUGCGCUUUUGAACAAUGCAUUUUUUGCGCUUUACUUUUUUGUUUUUAUUAUGUGCUUUGGUGGAUUCCCAUUCGCCACUAACGGAAAAGAAGUCAGAAAAUGGCCUAAAGGUUAAAUCCUUGUGCGAAACAAGUGAAACCAUCAUUGACAAUUUGCAGAACCAGAUAACUCAAGAAACGGUCAUAAGGCUAUCUUUACUGAAACAUGUGUAUUCACUGGUCAACGACAUGAUUAGUUUGAAAAAUGAAAUGGCUGUCAUGAAAAACGACGCAGAAGAAAUAAGAAAAAGCACAGAGGAUCUUCGGCAUGAAGAUAAAAAAAUGUUGAAUGAAAUAGAACAGAUGAAACAUGACCAGAACGAUACAAUUGAAAGGAUAAUGAAUGUGCAGCAUGAGCAUAAUAAAAUGUUAAGUGAAAUAGAACAGCAUAUGACAAUUAACCAUAACGACACCUCGGAAAGGAUAGUGAACGUGCAGCAUGAAUAUAAAACAAAGUUGAGUGAAAUAGAAGAGAGAAUGAAAUAUAACCAUAAUGAUACAUCGGAAAAGAUGGUGAAUAUGCAGCAUGAAUAUAAAACAAAGUUGAGUGAAAUAGAACAGAGGAUGAAAAUUAAUUAUAAUGACACAUCGGAAAGGAUUGUGAAUGUGCAGCAUGAAUAUAAAACAAUGUUGAGUGAAAUAGAAGAGAGGAUAAACUAUAACUAUAAGGCCACAUCUGAAAGAAUAGUAAACGUACAGAAUGACCUCGUGAACGUCAAUAAUUCUGUAGGUUUUCUUUGUAAUUAUACCGACAAAAUCGAUGAUAAGAACGGUAUCCAAGACUGCUUAGAAUCAAGCCACUGUUGGUUGCUGUAUAGUUUUGGUUAUGACAAUAGCUGGAAUGGAUGUGAAGGUGGAAGCCAGUACGUAAAGAAGACAAACUAUUCUUCUGCCCCUUAUCUUGGUGUGAUGACAUGUAAUUCGACAAGAUACAAGCUGUUUUUGAGUAAAACAGUUACCGGCACAUACUAUAACAUUGCUGAUACCGGUGGUAAUGGACAGGAUCACUGUGAACUUUUGGGGACUGCCCAGGAUGGUGUAUUGCCUAGAGACUACGUAAGUUCACCAAACACACAAGGUUUCUAUCGAAGUGGAAGGGGAGACACAUUCUUGUAUGGAACAAUAGGAUAUAUACCACAGCGGACAAGUAAAUGGUAUGAAAAAUGGAUCGAAUGUGGUGUCAGCAUACCGGGAAGUGACAGGGUCAUACCAAAGUAA